Molecule: messenger RNA, 402 nt
Organism: Echinococcus granulosus
Lineage: Eukaryota; Metazoa; Platyhelminthes; Cestoda; Cyclophyllidea; Taeniidae
Exons: 3
Coding region: 1-402 (133 amino acids)
Source: RefSeq, a predicted model, not a curated record
AUGACUGCCAUCACAUACUACUGGAAAAUCUCCGAGGCACAAAUGAGGGAAACUAAAUCAGUCCUCGGUAAUGCAAUACCUUCCCAACCAAAUACGAGAACAUUCAAGUAUUGGAGAGAGGGAACGAAAGAUUUUCAAGCUACAACAAGGGGUCAUCGUACUGGGACUCCAGAUCAUUUUGGCUCCACCUUUGUGCUUCUGAAGUAUAGAUUCCCCUAUACCAUACUGGCCGAUCCUGUUUAUCAGCCAUGUCGUAUUCACUCCCGUCGUUGCAAAAAACGCUCGUUUAGUGCGCACAAACCGGAUGAGAUGCAGACAGCUAGACAGUUUGAGCGAGAACAGGAUGACAAGGAUGAGCGAGCACCAAAUGCUGAUUCUGCAGAGCCGUCAUGUACUUACUGA